This is a messenger RNA of Peniophora sp. CBMAI 1063, 1089 nucleotides long. The record is from the annotation of a GenBank genome assembly. NCBI's taxonomy places the organism in Eukaryota, Fungi, Basidiomycota, Agaricomycetes, Russulales, Peniophoraceae.
AUGUCGAAUGAAGUCAAAAUCGAAUACAAUCAGAAGAACAUGCUCUUCCGCAGACUUGGAUUCAGCGGCCUGCGUGUCCCUGUAUUCUCCCUCGGGGGCUGGCUCACGUUCGGUAAUACUGUCACGGGCGACACUGUAAAGGAUAUCGUGAAGACGGCCAUAGAGAACGGAGUUUGCAUGUUUGAUGAGGCAGAGAACUACGCUGAGGGGAAAUCCGAGCUUGAACUGGGUCGUGUCUUCAAGGAGCUGGGAGUUCGUCGGGGGGAUUUUGUCAUCACAAGCAAGGUAUUCUGGGGCACCCGCCCUGGACCAAACAACAUGGGGCUGUCGCGCAAGCAUAUCAUAGAAGGAGUAAAGGAAUCUUUGCAGCGUUUGCAGUUGGAGUACCUGGACAUCGUCUUUGCGCAUCGUCCGGACACGACGACUCCCGUUCUGGAGACUGUGCGUGCCUUUGACUGGGUUAUCAACCAAGGUCUUGCUCACUACUGGGGGACAUCCGAAUGGAGUGCCAGGGAGAUCGAGGAAGCUCACCAGAUUGCCGAGCGAUACGGCUAUCAUGCGCCGGUCGCUGAGCAAUGCCGUCAUAACUUGCUGGCUCGUGAACGGGCUGAAGGCGAGUAUGGCGCUUUGUACAAGAAGUACAAUAUGGGAACCACCGUGUUCUCUGCCCUUGCCAGCGGGAUGCUGACCGGAAAGGGAGGUCCGAUUCACUUGGUCAUUCCCAAAGGAUCGCGGUUUGAUACUAACCGAGACUUCUUCAAGGGCAAGGAUGCGUUCCUGCAAUCAGAGGAAGGGCAGGCACAGAUCGCGCAAGUCAAAGCUUUAUCCGACCUCGCCGCAAAGGAGCUCGACUGUACCGUUUCCCAGCUCGCACUUGCGUGGGUUCUCCGUAUCAACCCCAAUACCAGCACGGUCAUCCUUGGUUGCACCAGCAAAUCUCAGCUCCUUGAGAAUCUUAAGGCGCUUGAUAUCUAUCCUAAACUGACCCAGGAGAUCCUCGGGAAGAUAGAAGCUAUCGUUAACAACAAGCCCGCAGACCUGCCCACCUAUGGCCGGCCGCCGCUGGACCACUUUGUCCGUCACUACUGA